Closterium sp. NIES-65 is the source of this 1089-nucleotide messenger RNA. NCBI's taxonomy places the organism in Eukaryota, Viridiplantae, Streptophyta, Zygnematophyceae, Desmidiales, Closteriaceae. The record is from the annotation of a GenBank genome assembly.
AUGGUCCGGCUCGUCGCCGCCCUUCUCAGCGGCCCCGCCGUCUCCUUUCAGCGGCCCCGCCACUACCCCUGCAGCGGCCUCGUCGACGCCCUUUCAGCGGCCCCGCCGCCUCCUUUAAGCGGCCCCGCCGCCUCCUCUCGAAGGCCCCGCCGCCUCCUCUCCGCGGCCCCGCCGCCUCCUCUCAGCGGCCCCGCCGCCUCCUCUCCGCGGCCCCGCCUCCUCCUCUCGGCGGCCCAGCCGCCUCCUCUCAUCGGCCCCGGACGCCGCCCUCUCAGCGGCCCUUCCACCGCCUCCUUUGCGGCCCCGCCGAGCCGCCCAGCAGCAGAGCCGCCGAGCCGCCCAGCAGCCGAGCCCCCGAGCCGCCCAGCCGCCGAGCGGCCCAACAGCCGAGCCGCUGAGCCGCCCAGCAGCCGAGCCGCCGAGCCGCCCUACAGCCGAGACGCCGAGCCGCCAAGCAGCCGAGCCGCCGAGCCGCCCAGCAGCCGAGCCGCCGAGCCGCCCAGCAGCCGAGCCGCCGAGCUGCCCAGCAGCCAAGCCGCAGAGCCGCCCAGCUGUCGAGCCGCCUACCGCCCAGCUGCCGAGUCACCCUGUAGCCGAGCCGCCCGAGCCGCCCUUGUCCUCGCUUUUGACGCUGAGGGUCGGGCCAUUGACUUUGACGUCUGGAUAGAUGACCUGCAGCUUUUCUUACAGUGCGAUAGGGCGGACGGACUCUCUCUCUUUGACCUCACCUCUGGUGCCUCUCCUGCCCCUGCUGUUGAUGCUAACGCCACUGUUCGCUCAGAGGGUGUUCCCCCCUCCCCCCUUUUGCCCUCUGUUGCCUCUGCUGCUGCGGCCGACCUCGUUGGGCUUGAGUCGGUCGGUGCGGCGUCUACCCCUAGUGGGAGACGCCGCUCUGGCAAGGGCAAGGGGGGCAGGGGCGCUGGAGGAGCUAGCGGGGGCGGUGGAGGCGGCGGUGGAGGCGGCGGAGGGAGUGGGGGUGGCGGUGGGGGUGGUGGCGGGGGUGGAGGUGUCGGUGGCGGCAGUGGAGGCGGAGGCGGCGGCGAUGGCGGUGGGAGCGGAGGUGGUGGAGGCUGCUGCUCUAGGUGCUAG